Messenger RNA from Bombus huntii, 4230 nucleotides. RefSeq lists its product as uncharacterized. The record is from RefSeq and is a predicted model, not a curated record. The transcript is spliced from 5 exons. Lineage: Eukaryota; Metazoa; Arthropoda; Insecta; Hymenoptera; Apidae. Gene Ontology annotation, molecular function: DNA-binding transcription factor activity; protein binding; RNA polymerase II cis-regulatory region sequence-specific DNA binding. Gene Ontology annotation, biological process: regulation of transcription by RNA polymerase II. Bases 507 to 3272 code for a protein of 921 amino acids.
CGACGGGUAUCUCGUAAACACUCUGUGAUCCACAGAAUUGCCGCGAGUUCUCAGUUGAGUUCUCGUUCCAUUCUGCAUAACAAUUUUAUCAUGCCGGAUUCUUGCGUUCGUUCUAAUAAGUACGAUACUGAAUCAUUCGAGGUACACGCGUUUUUCACGCUACGCUGGCUACGUUGGACAUCGAUGGUUGGAAUUGUCUCUAUGAUAAUUCAUUUCUAUUUAUAACGAAACACCGAGGGACUCUGAUAAGCUAGCGCCGAUCCGUUUUCAUCAUGUGGACACGUGUUUUAUGGAAAUCAGUGUACUUGAAUGCAACACGCACGUAUAAAUCCGACGAAAUGAAAUCGGGCCUUGACUGAUGUGUAUAACUAUUUAAACGAAGGACAUAUUUGGCAAAUAAAGCGUGAUAUUAUGAAGAGAAGUUGAAACACGUGGUGAUUCUUCGAACUGGUUUAUAGCGACUGAAGAGUACUGCAAAUAGUGUGUCAUCGCUAUCAAGUUGGAGCAUGAUGGGAGAGGUGAUCAGGGUUUCUGGGAGGGCACCGGAUGUCGGGGAAUUCCUCAAGGAGGCGAUGCUGUCCCAAAGGUUCGCCGAUGUAGCUCUCUGUUGUACUGGCGGACAAAGAUUUCUGGCGCAUCGUUUGGUUCUCUCUGCGGCCAGCCCUUAUUUGCAGGAAGUGUUGCUGGCGCACAGUAGAACGUCGAUGCAUUGCGAGCCCAUCACAGUGAUUCUGGCCGGGGUAGAGGCACCAGAAUUGGCGGCGAUCCUUGGUUUCGUGUACACAGGAAGCACGACGGUACCUCGUCCUCGUCUGAAUGCGUUUCUACACGCGGCCGAAGCCCUCCACAUUAGACUUCCGCCGGUGCCUGUCGUGAUGACCUGCACGCAGGCUGACUGCAAGCAGGAAGACAUCAAGGACGUGAAGAUCAGUCCAAAGUACCUCCAGUGCGACCAGUAUCCGCGCUGUGACCGCUGGUGCCGUCCACGUAGGAAUCAAGAUGGUGAUUCCGCGGGCAAGGAGGAAUCCUAUCCGGCGAUCGAGUCCUUGCAAACCGCAAGAGAAAUCAGACCGCUUCCUGAAUCGAUGAACUUUGCCGGAUCGAGAUACGGACCAAGACCAAGUAGAUAUUGCUCUACAACGUGGCCCGUUGCUCCUUUCCCGAGUGCGACUCAAGAAAAGACUAUUCACGGUCUAGAUCAACGUAUGGAUAAGGACAAGUUGAAUCAGACAGAUGUCAGCCGGUAUCAACCGAUCAGCGUGGUUCCUAGGAUCGAUAGGAUUAGCGACGUAGCCAGUGCACACUCGGAAAAUCCAUUUGACGGUUGCGAUUCUUCGGAAAAAGCUCGUCACCAGGAAUUUUGCUUUUCCAGGAGCUUGUACGAUCUUCGUAGCAUGCAAUUGGAUCCACUCGAGACGAGAAUGAAAGGUGACCACGAUCGUUUCCAGGCUACGAACGAAGAAGAUACCUCCGGGAGAAAUUUAUCCACAUAUGGUAGCUGUUUCGAGCAAGAGAGGAUUCCUGCUGAUCGUCUCAGUGUAAUUCGUUCUCGAAUCGAUCCCUGUCAGGGCAAAACCGUAGCUCUACAGUUGCCUGCAAGUAGCAGAUCGUACGAAAAUUUGGACGUUGGUGAAGAUUUGACUUGUCGUGAUCACUGUUUCGUCUGGAAAUCGCCGAGAAGACAAGUGGCUAAUAGAGUCAUAGCCUCGCCGUGGAAGCAAACUGUCAGGCCUUACCAUUUGCCCAAGUUGCAGCCGAUAGUCCUUCAGCCCCACGUCGACGAUGCCAAAACCAGGGAAAAUCUACGUGUGCCAGAAGUCACGCGAUCUCCAGCGAUCUCUACCAACCCUAAUCGACAGCUGGCCAAAAGUUCGACGCCUGCGGACCAUUAUUAUGGUAUCGAAGUUCCUACCACCCACGAAGUUACGUACAAUAACGAUAAGAAGUUACUGGAAGCGAAGCCUACUUUGGGACCAAGGCCUCAAGAAUUAUAUUCAUCUCAAAUUGCAUCAUUGACGAUCGGUCAAAUCACUCCAUCGUUGAAUAACGAUGCCAGAAACAACGAGACUAUCGUACAAUCUGAAAAUAACGUAAUUUCUACGACAACGAGAUCGUUGUCAAGUACCUCAGAGAGUAGUCGUAUGAAUAUCAAUAGAAAGGGUAGUUAUUUCGGUCAAGCGUUACCUCAGUCGCCGCAGAAGCUGGAAAUUUCUCAUCCUGUUAGCAGAUUGUGCGAUACGAUCGAGUCGAUCGGUAAAAUCGAUCGUUUCGCCAACGUGGAAGCCGACAAGCUGGAGAACGAGACGAGGAUCGAGGAUAAACUCGCUGAAAGAGUUAUUAUCAACAGUGAUAAUAAUAAUAACGAUGCUGUAGUUAAUCAGGACGGUGUUCAACGCGGCAAAGGAGCGCAGGAGAAUCAUAGGUGCGAUCAGUGUGGCAAGACUUUCGUUACCAAAGCUUCCCUGAAGGUGCACGUUAGAACGCACUCAGGAGAGAAGCCAUUCCGUUGUACCGACUGCGGCAAACAAUUCUCCCAACUACGAAAUUACAAGUACCACCGAAGCGUUCACGAGGGCACCAGGGAAUUCGCAGCCACCUGUCCAGAAUGCGGCAAAUACUUUAACGACCGCGGCUACCUGAGCUCCCAUAUGAAGAUUCAUCGUAACCGUAAGGAGUAUGGCUGUGCGGAAUGUGGCAAGAGUUUCAAUCAGCGGGUCGCCUACAACAUGCACGUUAGAAUCCACACUGGAGUGAAACCUCAUCAGUGUGAACAGUGUGGAAAAGCAUUUUCCAGGAAGAUGUUGUUGAAGCAGCAUCUUAGAACCCACUCGGGAGAACGGCCAUAUCAGUGUCAGGUCUGCCAGAAAGCCUUCGCUGAUAGAUCGAACAUGACGUUACAUACGAGAUUACAUUCCGGUUUAAAGCCUUAUCAAUGCACGCUGUGUUCGAAGGCGUUCACGAAGAAGCAUCACCUAAAGACUCAUCUGAAUUACCAUACAGGAACUAAACCGUAUUCCUGUCCGAACUGUGGCUUGAGAUUUUCUCAAAGUAGCAACAUGAGGACUCAUUUCAAGAAAUGUACCGUUAAUAAUCCGAUAGAAGCAAAGGAUUCGCAGAUAGAAGGUACUGUGAUAAAUUCUUCGAAGGUUAUACAAGCGAGAAUAGUAUCAAGGACACCUACAGACACGUUAACACCUCCCAAUUCGGACCAGGAAUUAAGCAUUCUAACGCCGAUUUCGAAAAGCAACGGUAUAGAAGGGAUUGGCACGUAGUGAUGAAGUUAUAGGGAGGUCUAUUAGCCUGUCCACACGAGUGUAGAGUAUUCGAAGAGGUAUUACUAUCGUAGCUAAACAAAUACGACAGAUACUCGUCGUCUCAAUGAAAUCAAUAUACGCACGUGUCGAAUUAAAUACUUGGUGAAGACACCGUGAUGUGACGGCUAUGAAUCAGACUGGUGACGUGAAAUUUACACGUCCUGUAUUUUAUGCGAUUGACGUGGAGAAUUCGUUGUAAGUUUUUUUAGUCGACGAAAUAGCCUCUUUGCGCGGAGAUGCUUUUUGUCGGGCUGAUUUUCAAGACAAGUGGUUAAAACGAUAAUGCACGAGGUAAUUCGACGGAUAAAUCGAUCAGGUUGCUGCUGCCCGCAAAUCGUAAUCGAACGAUAGAAAGUAUUAGAUUCAUUUGAAAGUAGCACUGCCAGUUGGUAAUCCGAGAGCUACCAUAACAGUACGAACAGCCGCCUUUUCCUAGAAAUUGUCGUUUUACGGUAGGACGUAUCGAUUCAACCCACAAACCGAUACGUCAUUCUUGAAUCCUUUUUUUGUUUCCUUUUCUCUUUUCUCUUAUUCUUUUCUUUCUUCUUCUGUCUUUUAACUUGAGAUAGGUCCGUUGAAAAGAUCAUCCAUGGCAUUAAUUCGCAAUCUGAUAGAGAUGAAAAAAUUGGUUGCCUUUCGUUGCCUGUAUAUUUACUACUUGAGCAAGGUAAUACAUAUACACAGAAAUAACCUUGUUGCAUGUGUUCCAAUGCACGAUGUAUGACGAAUAUCGAUUUAAGAAAUUUGUAAGCUUCUCGAGAAGCAAGUUCAAUGGCGAGAAUCUGAUUUUGUACAUUAACCUGUAAUAAAUCAACCCCUAUAUUUGCUGCCUUUUUAUACUUGUAAUAUAAAUGCAAAGAUGUAUAUUUACAAUGUAAAAAAUAUAACAAUAUUAAAUCUGAGCCUGUAAAUGGCG